GUCCCCAAUGUCCCCAAUGUCCCCUGACGGUGUCCCCGCUGUCCCCGCAGCCGCGCCCGACGCUGACGCUGUCCCAGGCCCCGCAGGCCCCGGGGGGGCCCCCGCGCCCCCCCAGCAUCAUCAAGGUCCCCAGCGCCAUCGCCCUGCCCGUCCCCGUGCCCGUCCCCGUGCCCACGCUGGCCCCCGGCCGCCCCGGGACCCCCACCCAGCCCUCGCCGCCACCCCCCAAGUUCAUCGUCAUGUCCUCGGCCAGCAGCGCCGGCCAGCAGGUGAUCACCCUGAGCACGUCCCCCGCGCCCACCGCCACCUCCCCGGUCACCACCACCGUCCCCAGCGUGCAGCCACUGGUCAAACUGGUGUCGGCGCCCGCCGUGCCCGGCGCCGGCGCUGCCAGCGGCGUGUCCGGCGCUGCCGGCGGCGUCCCCAGCGCGGCGGUGCAGAAAUACAUCGUGGUGUCCCUGCCCGCCGCGGGUGACACCAAAGGCACCGCUGGCGCUGCCACCACCACCCCCAGUGCCCCCGGUGCCACCCCCCCGGCCCCGCAGUUGUCCCCAAGUGCCACCACCACCACCACGGUGGCCACCGGCGGCGGCAGCGGCGCGUCCCCGGUGGCGGCCACGGUCAAGGCGGAGGCUGGGGACAGUCCCCAAGGGCCGGCGGGGGCCACCGCUGGCACCUUCGGUAAAGCCAACGGGACCCCCGCGGGUGGGACACAGGAGCCACAGGGUGGCCAGUGACCGGGCAGUGGCGGCCAGAGGGUCACUGAGGGGUCAGUGAGGGGUCCCCAAGGGGUCCUGGGGGUGACAAGAGGGGCUGGGGGACCCCAAAG
This is a messenger RNA of Corvus hawaiiensis (hawaiian crow), 829 nucleotides long. RefSeq names its product TATA-box binding protein associated factor 6 (gene TAF6). Lineage: Eukaryota; Metazoa; Chordata; Aves; Passeriformes; Corvidae. The record is from RefSeq and is a predicted model, not a curated record. Bases 240 to 737 code for a protein of 165 amino acids. The transcript has 2 exons.